Molecule: messenger RNA, 2347 nt
Organism: Rubroshorea leprosula
Lineage: Eukaryota; Viridiplantae; Streptophyta; Magnoliopsida; Malvales; Dipterocarpaceae
Source: the annotation of a GenBank genome assembly
ACUCUCUUUAACUUGGGUUUUGUGGUUGAAAAAUGAGAGAAUUUUUGGAAUUCCAAUUCACCCCCCUCUUGGAGUACAUUGGGUCAACAUGCAUGAAAUUCUCAACUCCUAUGGGGAUAGCAACACUACGAGAUGAAACCAAAGCUACCCCAGUUGAGAAUGUAAAGGAAGUGCAUAUUGAUGACAGAGAUCCAAGCAGAAAGACACAAAUUGGAACUCGGUUGAGCUCAAAGGAAAGACUAGAGCUAAUAGCUUUUCUUCGAGCUAACAACGAUGUCUUCGUUUGGACUUCAGCAGACAUGCCAGGAAUUCCAACCUCGGUUAUAAAAGAAGAAGUCAAAAAACUCCUGCAAGCUGGUUUCGUCAGAAGGGUUGAUUAUUGUGAAUGGGUGGCCAACCCGAUGUUGGUCAAGAAGGUACAUGGUAAAUGGCGAAUGUGCAUGGAUUACACAAAUCUCAACCAAGCUUGUCCCAAAGAUUAUUAUCCAAUGCCAAGCAUUGGCAAACUGGUUAAAGCGGCUUCUGAAAAUGAGAGAUUAAGUCUCUUGGAUGCAUAUUUUAGUUACCACCAAGUGCCGAUGGCUCCGGAAGAUAAAGAGAAAACCUCGUUCUAUGCAGCUCAGAUUGGCAGGAACCUAGAGGUUUAUGUGGACGACAUUGUGGUGAAGAGUUUGAAGGCAGAAGAUCAUCUAGUUGAUCUCGAUGAAACAUUCAACAACCUUAGAAAGAAUAGAAUGCGGUUAAACCCAGCCAAAUGCAUCUUCAGUGUCGAGUCUGGGAAAUUCCUGGGCUUCAUGGUUUCUCGAAGAGGGAUUGAGUCAGCAGCCCAGAAGGAUGAAUAUGGCAAACAGAAGAAGUUUGAAUGGAACCAAGAAUGCCAAGCUGCAUUUGAUGAGCUGAAGUCUUAUCUUAGCUUACCACCUCUGCUGACUAAGGCUAUUGAUGGAGAAAUUCUCUAUUUGGACCUUGGUAUUUCAAAUGAAGCAAUCAGUUCAGUGCUUGUGAGAGAAGAAGGCAAACAGCAGAAACCAAUUUAUUAUAUCAGUAGUGUGCUGCACGGAGUAGAACUGAGGUACCCUAUUGUUGAGAAAGCAGCACUAGCAGUUGUCACUUCGGCUAGAAAGCUGAGGCAUUUUUCCAGUCACAUCCAAUUAUCGUUUUCACAGACCAACCUCUUCGACAGAUCCUGCAAAAGUUGGAGUGCUCCGGAAGCCCAAGCAUUGGUAGAUUUCAUUGUGGAAUGCACCCCAUGUCACUCAAACCCUAACCCUGAGCCGAGCAACUGGAUCUUAUAUGUUGAUGGAGCAUCUAGUAGCAAGGGUUCAAGAGCUAGUGCCUUCUUAAUUGGCCCAGAGGGAUAUCGAAGUGAGCAUGCUUUGAAGUUUAACUUUGAUGCAACUAAUAACAUGGCUGAAUAUGAAGCUCUGCUACUUGGUUUACAACUUGUGUUAGAGCUGAAAGUCAUGGCCAUAAGAGUUUACAGUGACUCGCAGCUUGUGGUGAAUCAAGUCAACUCAGUCUGUGAAGUUGUUGAUCCUGUCAUGAUGAAGUAUGUAGCUCUGGUGGCCGAACUGAAGUGUAGGCUUCAGAAGUUUUGUUUGAGCAAAAUUCCCAGAAGUGAGAAUGAACAGGCAGAUUCACUUUCUAAGUUUGCCUUUGAUAGCUCCAUAAGCUCCAGAUUAGUUUUUGUGGAAGUUUUAGAUGAACCGAGCUUUGUGAAACCAAGAAUAAUGGAGAUCAGCACAAACCCGGAUACACCGAGCUGGACAAAUCCAAUUGUCUCCUUUUUACGAGACGGGUUAAUGCCUGAAUAUAAGCAAGAAGAGAUGAGGUUGAGGAAGAAAGUGUCUUUAUACAAACUCGUUAAUGGAGUCCUCUAUAAGAGAUCUUUCUCACUUCCUCUCCUACGAUGCCUGAAUCCUUAUGAAGCAGAGUACGCACUUCGGGAGGUACAUGAAGGUGUGUGUGGAAGUCACAUUGGAGCUAGAACCCUGGCUCACAAAGUCCUCAGACAAGGAUAUUACUGGCCGAAUGUGUACAAGGAUGCUACCCACUUUGUAAAAAGAUGCCCGAAGUGCCAAUUCUUCGCACAUUUGACUCACCAACCAGCAGAAGAGCUAACCAACUUGGUAGCACCGUGGCUGUUUGCUCAGUGAAGGCUUGAUCUUUUAGGCCCAUUCGUGAAAGGGGUUGGUGGUGUAACACAUCUGAUAGUUGGUGUUGAUUAUUUUACGAAAUGGGUUGAAACUCAGCUAUUAUCUAGUCUUACCUCCAGAAAGGUCGAAGACUUCGUUUUCAGCUCAAUCAUCUGUCGAUAUGGAAUCCCAAAUCAAAUUGUACCUGAUAA